Messenger RNA from Dimorphilus gyrociliatus, 4011 nucleotides. The record is from the annotation of a GenBank genome assembly. Lineage: Eukaryota; Metazoa; Annelida; Polychaeta; Dinophilidae.
UUCCCAUCAAAGUAAAAAUGGAAUAUUUAAUAAAAGCUGCAAAGUCUCUCUAAUCAGCCAUCAAACGACUAAUAACGAUAGAACCAAAUUUGGCCGUAGCGUAAUUAAGUAGUAAAAAAAAUCUAUUAAAAUUCCCUUCUGGGUCAACCUUUGUCAUCCUUAUAAAUGAAUAUUGUUUUUAUAAGGAAGCUGAAGGUAAUGAAUGAUUAAAUAUUUAAAAUAUAUAUAUAUAUAUAUAUAUAUUAAAACCAUAAUAUGCUUCGCAAACUAUAAAAUUUACAUAGUUCGCUAUAUACACCGUGUACGCUUCCAGAAGGAUUUCUAUUUCUUAUACAUAUAUAUAUAUAUAUUAGUAUAUAUAUAUAGUAUAUAUAUACUGUGUACUGUAUAUAUUAAUAUAUACAUUAUAGUCUUAUAAUUCGCAUAUUUGUUAAUAAAUCAGUUUUCGGUGUCCCUCUAUAUAUUUGUGUACAUUGUUAAAUAAGUCAUCCUUCACCAUAGAUCAAAGCCAAGAUCUCUACAAAGAGGUAACAGCUUCAACGAAGGUCGAAGUUUAAAGAAGCAGAAUAGUCCAACAAAAUGUGUAAGUUCAAAAGUUCUAUUCUUCCGUAUAGCGUUGUCGAUUUCAUUAUUUGCCAAACUGCCUUUUUGUCUUAGUUUUAUUUACAUUUGUAGGCUCAAACUUCGGAUUGUGAGCAUGUGUGUGCUGGCGGAACCAGAGCGGGUUCUUUAGGAGACAUUUUUUUCAAAUAUUCUAGUCACAUAGAAAUUGGUUUAUUAAUUAUUUUAGGUAUCUUUAAUGACUAUCGGUCAAAUUAAUCGAGUGUAAAAAAGAAAAGUAGACACAUAGAGAAGGAAAUAAGAAUUUAACAACUAUGGCCUGUCCCCUCGAUAAAUUCGCCCCCCGCAGUACAAUAUUCCUCAUACUAUUCAUACUGCUUCAUUAGCAGUCGAAUAAAACUGUAUAUCUCUUUGGCCUGGGCAGUAUCUACAUCCGACGAAUCUAGCUAUUGACCCAACUAAUGUGAAUGAUAAUUCGAUUACCGAUUAGAUAUGUACGAGUGGAAUAAAAAACAUUUAAAAAGGAACGGCUCGUUAAGAAGAUCAUCAACGAGAUCUCCAUACAUUCCGCAAGUUGAAGACGAGCACGGAAGAAUACGUUUAGCUAUAGAUAAUUAUAAGCCAUUUAUAAAUUAUAACGAUUAUGCCAAUGAGGCAGACCGGCUAAUUGGAGAGGCUUCGGCAAAGAUCAAAGAAGCCGGUGAAGAUAUUUUUUCCGACUUGGUUUAUCUACAGAAAGUGUUAAACCUAGAAUCUUUGGACCAAUUACGACAAUGCUCUGAUCUACUACUGGACCAUUUUAUGGAAUAUUCUACUCGGAUAAAAUCCGUCCUAAUCGAACCUAAACCUUCUGAGAUCCAAAAACAGUUAAUUAACUGUAACACUGAGAUAGCGACUAUCCUACGAAUAAGUGACUUUGUAGGAUUUUUGGGAUCUAGAGGAGAGGAUUAUCAGACAAUAGGGAAUUUGUGCAUGACCUUAAAGGAGCGAAUGGAGAAACUUGAAGUACAAAUAAAUGAUUACCUAUAUGGUUUAUCGAAUAGUAUGGAAGUGCCAACAAGACAGCUAAGAAAAACUUCCUCUGACAGUGCAACGAGACGGCGCUCACUGAACGAAAUCGACUUAAACCCUUUACCAGUUCCAUCAGCUCUAAAUCUGCAUAAUAAUACUGACAUUCCUCCACCUCUUCCGGAAAAACUCAAAACCCCAAAAGCUCUGGAUGAUCACUCUCCCGCCAAAAGCAUAGAGUCCGCCUAUAGGACAGAACCCCGAAGGUUGUCGUACUAUGAUAAUCUGCCGAGUAUUGAUGGGAACUCAUCUGAGAGUACCCCGCCGCCUCUGCCACCGAAAAAAGGAAAAAGCCAAGAAGAGUCUCAUUAUGAUAAUAUGAAAUUAAGGGAAAAGACCUCGGCUGAUUUAAUUCCUCCCCUUCCUCCUAAACAUGCCAUUCAAGCGUACCUAAAUGCGUUCGGCUCUUAUACUCUUCCACAAAAUCAUGAACUUGCAAGACACUCAGUUCAUGCUGUUAACUACUACAAGCAAAACUGGUACGAACAUCAAAUGCUCGUUCAUUCACCCAAUACUGAUAGCUUUUUACCGAUAAAGUCUAAGACAAUCAGUCAGAUGACGUGUCUAAGGGAGGAACGAAAGAGGAGUUCUGACAGAAGAACUUUCGUACAAGAGAGUAAAAUAAGCGAUGAAUCGGAGGAAGAUAGCUCCGAAGAUGUUCAAGAGACUCCUGCUGUAACAGUUCAAAUAGAGAAAGAGAAAAUGGAAGAUCAAUAUAAAAAGAAUUCUGCUGAUUUAGUUUCCAAUUUAUAUCCUGAUGAUGCCCAAAUUAUUUUAGAUGAAUUGAUUUUUAAGAAAAAGGAAUCGAAAGAAGGUUGUGAAAUUAAAGGGGGUUCCGUCGAGGCUUUGCUGACCUAUGCUACAACGUCUGGAAAUAAAGAUUUUAUGUAUCAAGAAGCCUUCUUAACUACUUAUCGAACAUUUGCCUCAACGGAAGAUCUUAUAGAUAAAUUGAUAAGUCGAUAUAAGAAAUUUAGUCAUAUGGACGAUUGGAAGAAACUAUCUAGAAAUGUUUUUUCCUUUAUUAUUAGAGUUUUAGAUGAACUAAGUAUGACGGAAUUGGAUGAAAACUUAUUUAUACAAUUAAUGAAUGUUGUGCAUACGAUUAUUAGCGAUGGAGAUUUAUCACUUGGCAGAGUUUUUAGAAAGCAAUUGUUAAAUAAAGCAAGAGCUACUAAAGAAAAAAAAUUAGCGCUGGCUAAAAGUCUAUUGAAAAAGAAUGUCAGAGAAUACAACCAUAAAAUUACUCAAUUUAAAGCUGUAGAUAUUGCAGAACAAAUGACGCUUAUCGAUUCUGACAUUUUCAACAAAAUUGAACUAGCUGAAGUAUUACUUUGGUCAAGACACAAUAAAGAGGAUCAGGAAGAGAAUUUUGUAACAUUAAUGAAAUGCGUUCAUACAUUCAACAAUAUAAGCUAUUGGUGUCGUUCUAGAAUUGUGGAUGUGCAUGAUACAAAGGAGAGAGAGAAAUGUUAUUACAAAUUUAUUAAGGUUUUGAAACAUUUAAGAAGAUUGAACAAUUUCAACGGCUGUAUGGCUAUCUAUUCGGCAUUAAAUGCCAACGUUAUUAGUCGUUUAGAAUGGCCUAAACAAACAUUAGAGGUUUGAUGUGACUUACUUAUUUUUAUAUAAUCUGUUAAUCAUAUAAUCCUUAUCUAAUGUCUCUAUUUAUUUUGUACGAUUAAUAUUAUCAUUAUUAUUAUUAUUAAUUGCCAUUCUAAAUAAUCCCUUAUCGCUUUGUUUCAAAAUAGGAUAUGAAAGAAUUUCAUCAACUUUUCGACUCGAGUGCAUCUUUUAGAACUUACCGACAAGUUUUACUAGAAACUCAGGCACCUUGCGUUCCUCAGUUGUAAGUGUUAGCUUGUGUGCUUGAACCGAUUAAACCUUAAUUAAUUUUCCUUCCAAAGAGCUCUAGUCAUAAAAGAUUUAACAUCUAUAAACGAAGUGAAUCCAGAUUAUCUUGAUGUAUCUGGGAAAAAGGUUGUUAAUUUCUCUAAAAGACAAAUGGAAUUUAAUACGCUUGACAAUUUAAGAAGAUUUCAAAAGAGCAAGUAUAAUUUCAAAGAGAAGAAGGAAAUUGUGGCAUUCUUUAAUAAUUUCGAAGAUAGUUACAGCGAAGAACAACUUUAUAAAAUGUCUACUUUUAUAAAGAAGAAAAACUGAUAAUUGUUUCCUUUUCUUAGAGUAAAAACUACCCAAAAAUUGUUAAUGUUUAUAUUCGUUGUUUAUUCACAGUAUUCUAAACAUUGUAAAUGUUCCAAUCUCUAAAAGUUAUGUUCGUAGAACAAAGUCAUCCCAUUUGUGUUCAAUUAAGUGGGGCUGAACUGCAUGAAAAUACUAAAUUUUCAAUUGUUUGAAUUGCAAAUUCGAUAAUAAAUAUUU